Molecule: messenger RNA, 4790 nt
Organism: Drosophila eugracilis
Lineage: Eukaryota; Metazoa; Arthropoda; Insecta; Diptera; Drosophilidae
Gene: Dop1R2
Product: dopamine receptor 2
Exons: 4
Biological process (GO): adenylate cyclase-activating adrenergic receptor signaling pathway
Cellular component (GO): membrane
Molecular function (GO): G protein-coupled receptor activity
Source: RefSeq, a predicted model, not a curated record
AUUAGUCAAAAGUCAAAUAUAAAGUGCUUAAAUGAAAUUAUUGAAUAUUGGUUUUCAGAGCUUGACAAGAGAUUAACGAAAAUUAAAAAGAAAAUUGAAACACUUCUCAAAGAAAGAUACUUAAGAGCUAAUGGCUGACCGGAAUCUGCCAAAUCGAAUCGGCUGCAGUAAACGGGUUAACGCAAUGCGGUCCUUCAUGCCAGGCUCGGCUGGUGCGGGUUGUAUAUCCUUGGUCCCGUCUGCGACCAUCCUGGCUUCGUUAAGUGAUUAAUCAUGCUCGUAUAUUUUCCAAGUGAAAUUCAAUUUGGACCGCAACGUCAGUGCAAGAACCACAACAGCCGUCCAGGCGACAGCAAAAUAUAAGAAAUAAAAAAUCAAGCUCCGGAAAAUCCGAAGGACAUACCCGAGGGGAGAACGGACAACGGCAACGAUAGAAAGGAGGCAGGAGGAACUGCAUCCGCUGCUUGGCAGCCCGGCGGCGAGUCCUGGCCAAGGACAUGAAAAUGCGCUUCAUUAAUUUGGCUGGCAGCCGCGGACUGUCUGAGGGAAAUCAGCAGCACAAGCAGCACCAGAAGCAACAGCAACACCAGCACCAGCAGGAGGAACAGGAGCAGGAACUGCCGGGGAAAUUGGAACAGGAACAGGAACUGGAACUGGGACUCGCGUCAGCUGCAACGACACAGCACUGAGUUGCAAUGGUGGAGGACAAUGGGUCGCCGGAAGUGGAAGGAGCGGAAGGAGCCGUUGCCCCGCUUUUGGCGCUCCUCCGGGUAGAAGGCCUCAAUCAGACGCAGACCCGCUCUCCUUCGCCGCCGCUCUUCGGUAGCUACAACAUCUCCGAGGACGUCUACUUCUACUUCAAUGGGUUGCCAACGAGCACAGAGCUCGUCCUGAAUGCCACCACCUUGAGUCCUACGGUGGGGACAAGUGGUGGCACCACCACGCCGGAACCCGAUCUCUCAGAGUUCCUGGAGGCCCUGCCCAACGACAGAGUGGGUCUGUUGGCCUUUCUCUUCCUGUUCUCCUUUGCCACGGUUUUUGGCAACUCCCUGGUCAUAUUGGCCGUCAUCCGGGAGCGGUACUUACACACGGCCACCAACUACUUCAUCACCAGCUUGGCUGUGGCCGACUGCUUGGUAGGGCUUGUGGUCAUGCCCUUCUCGGCUCUCUACGAGGUACUGGAGAACACCUGGUUCUUCGGCACGGACUGGUGCGAUAUCUGGAGAUCUCUGGAUGUGCUUUUCAGCACUGCUUCUAUACUGAAUCUCUGCGUGAUCUCGCUGGAUCGGUACUGGGCCAUAACGGAUCCCUUUAGCUAUCCCAUGCGGAUGACGGUCAAAAGGGCCGCCGGACUGAUAGCCGCCGUGUGGAUCUGCUCGAGUGCCAUCAGUUUUCCGGCCAUCGUUUGGUGGCGAGCAGCGAGGGAUGGCGAAAUGCCGGCCUACAAGUGCACCUUCACCGAGCAUUUGGGCUACUUGGUCUUCUCGUCGACGAUAUCCUUCUACCUGCCGCUACUGGUGAUGGUGUUCACCUACUGUCGGAUCUACAGGGCAGCUGUGAUCCAGACGAGGUCCCUGAAGAUAGGAACCAAACAGGUCCUCAUGGCUUCCGGGGAACUGCAACUCACUUUGCGUAUUCAUCGUGGUGGCACCACCCGCGAUCAGGCAAAUCAGGUUUCAGGUGGUGGAGGUGGUGGAGGAGGUGGUGGCGGUGGUGGUGGAGGAGGAUCCCUGAGCCACUCGCAUUCCCAUUCCCACCACCAUCACCACAAUCACGGAGGUGGCACGACGACCUCUACGCCAGAGGAACCCGACGAUGAGCCACUAUCUGCUCUGCACAAUAAUGGCCUGGCUCGCCAUCGACACAUGGGCAAGAACUUCUCGCUGUCCAGGAAACUGGCCAAGUUCGCCAAGGAAAAGAAGGCGGCCAAGACGCUGGGCAUCGUGAUGGGCGUGUUCAUCAUCUGCUGGCUGCCCUUCUUCGUGGUCAACCUGCUGUCCGGGUUUUGCAUCGAGUGCAUCGAGCACGAGGAGAUCGUGUCGGCAAUCGUCACCUGGCUCGGCUGGAUCAACUCCUGCAUGAAUCCUGUGAUCUACGCCUGCUGGAGCAGGGACUUCCGCAGGGCCUUUGUGCGUCUGCUGUGCAUGUGCUGUCCUCGCAAGAUUCGCCGCAAAUACCAGCCCACGAUGCGUUCCAAGUCGCAGUGCCACGUGGCCGCUGCAAUGGUGGCUGCCUCCACCUCCUUUGGCUACCACUCGGUGAACCAGAUCGACCGGACGCUCAUGUGACGACAGCUGAGCAGUUGCAGCACCUGCAGCGGUGGCAGCAACUGCGGUGGCUCGCGAUCCGCCCACCACCAGCACCACUCUUCCGGAACGGCCACCCCCUCGUCCUCGCAGCGUUCCUGCACCAGAUGCCAGAGCUUCCAUCGCCACCAUCAUCGUUCCAGGCGCCGCAGCUCGGGGAUGCAGUUGCGCGGCGAUUACAGUUCCACCACGGCGGUCAAUAGUGCCCUGGCCAAGACCAUAGUCACGAUCAGUGCCCCUCCGGUGGCGGCUGCCUCGGCCAGUUCCCUGCAUUUGGGAGCCGGAGGACGUCCCUCGUCCGUGUCCACCUUGACGAUCGCCUCCGUGCCACCCACUUUGAGUGGGGCAGGAGGAUCUGUGAGUGGGGCCAAUACUCCACUUGCACCCAGUCUCAAGGCUUUGACUCCUGGUCCCUCCAACUCAUCGGGUCACCAUGUGUCCUUCAUGCCCAUGACGGGCAUGAAACGUUUGCGCAGCUCCAAUGCCUCGCUGGGAUCGCCCAAUGGAAUCAUCAGUUCUGUUGUUGGGGUAGACACCACUUCGGCACCCUCGCUAAUCGAUGCCAGCGAGGAUCAGGUCCAGAUGAGGAACCACCACCGCAUCCUGGAGCAGUGCCAGAGUGUUCAGAGUCAGAUAACCACUUUGGGCGAUGUCGAGGACGACGAGGAGGUCAGCGACAGCGAGAGCGAAAGCAUUGGACUCGCUUUGGUGGAGACUACGCCCCAGCUGGAGAGCCAGCCGGUGGAGGCUUCCAGUUCCUCCGGCUCCUCGGUCAAGUAAACUCAGCACAAGAAUCACAAAACAAAGCCCAGACAUUAGCUUUAAGAUUCAACCAUAUAGGUGUGUUUAUCAGGAGAAAUCGAUGGGAAAUAGUUGGGAUUACAAGAAAACUUUGGACAUUUCUAAGACUUUAAGCUUUACAAAUUAUUAUUCUUACUAACUUACUUACUAUUACUUAUUAAGGUUUCAUUAAUUACAUUGAUUUCCAUGACUAUUUUGUAUAUAAAACCCAGCAGUUAACUUACUUUUAGAGGCAAAAUACUGGUAAAAUAAAAGGCAACCAUAACCUUACCCACAGUGGCUUGGAAAUGUCCAUUGAUUUUUGAACCUCCCCAGAAAUCGACCCAUCCAAAACGCGUGUACAUAGCAAUCUAGUCACUCAUUAGCUUAUCGAUCGGUGAUAGAACACUAUGCAACAGGAAACCCUACUAUAUCGACCCCUACUACAAGGACUCAGUCACUGGCGGCGGUUGCAUAGUGGGAAUUAGUGUUACUGUUAGCUGUCAUAUCUUAGAUCUUCCAUUACGUAGAUGUAUUCUGUUCUGUAAAUGUCUCAAACGUCUAGCAAUUGAAUUGAAAGCUACGUCUUCAACCUGUCCAAGUACCUGACUCUCUCGAACCCAAAUACUACGCUAAACACUGUACAUAGCUUGACUUAGACCUCUAACUACCUUCUAUCUGGCUCAAACUAGCUUUCUGUUACUCGAUACUUGUUUGUUAAUAGCAAUUAACUGAAAUGAAAUUAACUCUACGGGUGCAAUAUGAAUUUAUACCAACUUUAAGGACUCGAACAAUCAGGCAAACCGGCUUCAAGACCAGCUCCCCGUCGUCGUAGAAGAUUCAAGUACAAAAGCUCUUGCAAAUUGUUAGCUAAUUAUCUGCCCAUCCUUAAUUACGUUCUCUGAGCUACCAGUAAAACUAUAGCAAUAUGGAAAUACAUAGAGUGAAUGUUAAAUGUGCUUCAGACAGCCGAAAGUUGAAGUUGGGGAAUUCAGCCAUUGCGGCGGCUUAAUGAAUUAAUCCUUCAAAGGGUUCGCCCAUCCAUUUCUACGAUCCAUGUACGACUACAACUGCUUAUGACGGCUAAGCUCAUCCGAUUUCGAUUUUGCAAUAAUUAAUGUGUGCAAUUAGAAUUGAUUUCCCCGCCCACAAGCCCAGAAUCGGAAAAUAAAUUGAGGAUAAGUUGGGGGUUUUGUUGUGCGAGGAAACUGGGAAAAACUGUUGAGUUUAGGAAAACUAAUAACAAUGGCGAGACGUCAAAUCAUACAAAAAUGUUGCUCAUUGUUUUCAAAACAAACAAAGCGAAAUGUGAAAUGGAAAAUGAAAAUGAUGGAAAGUCGAGGCAGGGAAAACAAAGGAAAAGGCAAACAAAUGGCAAUUAUUAAUAUUGAAUAUGGUAGCGCAUAAGUGACAUACAUAGCUCAUAGAGUCCUCGUUGUGUCUGUGUAUCGGUGUGUAUGCAUGUCUAGCCCUAAGUGUACAUGUAAAUGCAUUAUCCUUAAGCAUUAUCCCUAAGCUCCGGAGCAAGAUAGGCAACAGGAGCCGGAGCUCCCACACACACAUCAACUCAAACUCAAUUGAUUGCCACGCAUCUUAGGCUAAGCUGCUAACUGCAAACUGCAAACUGCAAACUUAGAUUUAUAUAUUGAGUGUACUAUACUGUAACUACCAUAUACAACUACGCAAGGAAAUUAAAAAGCGACA